AUGAGAUAUCUGAUCAACGGUCUGCUCGCCGGCAAUGGCACGGGAACAAAGACAAUAUCAACCAUUAUACCUUCAACGGAGGGCAACACAGCUGUUCACCGCACUACCGCCAACGCACAGUUCCGUCAACUUGUCCACGAAAUGCAAAAUGGCGGAGUCUCCGUCGCACUUGCCGAUAUGGGUCCGGGGACUUUCACAGAGGCCUCAAAAUUACCAUCAUAUCACAGUGCAUCUACGCACGCCGCAGCAGGACCGGUCAUCGUAUCGAUGCAGGAAGUCAUUGGCACAGCAGAGGAAAUUGACACGAAAAUGUGGAAGCGACAGAUUCUGUUCUUCCUUUCGGCCUUCCUCUCCUUCAUUCUUAUCGGCGGUGAGGUCAUCGGUGCGAUUAACGGGCUUGCUAGUAUCGGGUGGUUUGUCGCCCUGGCUGAUGAAGCCAGUAUUGUGGGUAUGGGUCUUUAUUCUGUUGUCAAUGAUCCUUCCUCCGCGCCAUUUCUCAUUUUUGGCUAUGUUCUCAGCGCAGAUGCGCGUACGGAUGCUGUCAAAGUCAAUAAGGCUGCGUAA
Messenger RNA from Penicillium crustosum, 564 nucleotides. RefSeq lists its product as uncharacterized. NCBI's taxonomy places the organism in Eukaryota, Fungi, Ascomycota, Eurotiomycetes, Eurotiales, Aspergillaceae. Bases 1 to 564 code for a protein of 187 amino acids. The transcript has 2 exons. The record is from RefSeq and is a predicted model, not a curated record.